AUGGCUAAAGGCACCAGUUCCGCAAACAACGAGCAAUUGGGCGCAGAUGCAAGGCUGGGGGACUUGGCCAGUGGUCGCAGAUGCGACGUGAAGACUGCAGGAGUAGAGUUGUUUCUGCGGAGGAAUGAGCGCAGAAGCAGAAAGUCCUGGGAAGCAUGGAAAAUUGUGGAUCAUAAGCCAAUCAGGUAUGGAGUUGCUGAACUUAAUGGCAGUAGCUCCAUAAGUCAGAUGUCGCAAGCAUUACCAAUUCUUGUUCCAGAUGCCAAUGCAAGGAACAGUACAACUUCUGUGAGUGAAGUCAUGGUAAAUAUUGAAACUGCUGGGAAAAAUAGGGGUCAAGGAGGUGGAGGUGGAGGUGGAGGUGGAGGUGGCGGUGGUGGAGGAGGAGCUGGUGGUGGUGGAGGGAAUCAGGGCAAUUGCUGGGGAUGGGGAUGUUGGGAUCAUCCUCCGCCAGGCAACUAA
Nicotiana tabacum (common tobacco) is the source of this 462-nucleotide messenger RNA. The record is from RefSeq and is a predicted model, not a curated record. Lineage: Eukaryota; Viridiplantae; Streptophyta; Magnoliopsida; Solanales; Solanaceae.